GCUCGCAUUUGGAAUGGUGUUUUGCAAAGAGAUAUAAAAGACCUGGACAUUUCCAUAGGGUGAUGCAUCAACAACACUCCGAACAAUACCACCGAAAUCCUCAAGGUUCACUACUUGAACCUGAGCAGCGACCCACGUCCCCAUCCCACCAUGACCCUCCUCACAACCAUAACCCGUAUCCUCGCCCUCUCCACCGGCGAAUCCAUUUUCUACCGUGAAUCUGGGUCCCCCAGCGCCCCCACCAUCGUCCUCCUCCAUGGCUUUCCCUCCUCAUCCCAUCAAUACCGCAAUCUCAUCCCCCUCCUCGCGCCCACAUAUCGCGUCAUCGCCCCCGAUUUCCCCGGCUUCGGCUUCACGAACGUGUCCUCCAGCUACACAUACACAUUCGACAACAUCGCCGCGACAAUUUCCACUUUCCUGUCUGAAAUCCACGAUCCCCCUGCCAAGUAUGCGAUCUACAUCUUCGACUAUGGCGCGCCCGUCGGUCUGAGGCUAGCCCUCCAGCAACCUGAGCGCGUAUCCGCCAUCAUCGCGCAAAACGGGAAUGCGUAUGCUGAAGGCCUGGGCGCAUUUUGGGACCCCAUCCGCACGCUCUGGUCCACGAACAAUAGUGCUGAUGCGCGCGCCGCGCUGCUCCCUUUCCUGCAGACUGGCACAAAAGGCCAAUACAUCGAUGGCGAGCCCGACCCGUCCGCCCUCGACCCUGCGUCCUGGACGCUGGACCAGGCGCUGCUCGAGCGGCCGGGUGUGUUUGAUAUUCAGCUAGACUUGUUAUAUGAUUAUCGCACGAAUUUAGAGCUGUAUCCGAAGGUGCAGGACUGGUUUAGGGAGAGCCAGGUCCCGCUGGUGACGGCGUGGGGGAAGAACGACAUCAUAUUCCCGCCUGUUGGCGCGGAUGCGUACAAGAAAGACUUACCUGGUGCGGAGAUUAACUUGUUGGAUGCGGGACAUUUUGCGGUGGAGAGUCAUACCGGUGCAAUUGCGGGGAUUAUCUUGGACUUCUUGAGUAGGAAGAGGAUAGUAUGAUGAUAUCUACGGUGGAGCAAGGGACAUCCCACAGGUAUUCACAAUCAAGUAGCUAUGAUCCCAAGUAGAGACGCACAACGAGUGCUACUGGAAUCAGAU
Molecule: messenger RNA, 1125 nt
Organism: Paraphaeosphaeria sporulosa
Lineage: Eukaryota; Fungi; Ascomycota; Dothideomycetes; Pleosporales; Didymosphaeriaceae
Product: alpha/beta-hydrolase
Exons: 1
Coding region: 151-1026 (291 amino acids)
Molecular function (GO): epoxide hydrolase activity
Source: RefSeq, a predicted model, not a curated record